CGAGAUUAAACACACAGAUUAUGUGUGGUGGCCUUCACGCAGCUCAAUCAAAUAAUCCACAGAAGAAGAAGAAACGACUACCUGCCAGGUAAGGCUCGGAGCCCCUCCCCCUGUGGGCACCACGCCCCUCCUCUCUGAGCCUGCAGGAGGCGACCUGAGCGGGACUCACCUGGCUCACCUUACAGCGGCUCGGAAACUCAAUGCCAGCGCACAAAGGCUCCGGGAAGUCAGCAGGUAUUGUCAGAGACCUCCGCGUCUCUUCGGAGUCAUAGAGGCUGACAUGGAACAGGUGUACGGGGGUCUGGGGCGCUGUGUGUGCUGUUUCUGGCUCGCAGUAGCCUUUGACAUUGUGGGGCUGCUGGUUCUGCUCAUCGGGGUGUUCGUCAACGUGUUUUUCUAUGACCUGCUCAUCUACGCGGGCGCCAUCGUCAUCUUCCUCAGCCUCAUCUGGUGGGUGUUCUGGUACUCCGGGAACAUCGAGGUCCCGCCGGCGGAGCUGGAGGAUGAUGUCGGCUUACUGAAGAAGGACAAGAGCGGGCUGAGUGGCGUGGUCAGGCGCUUCUCCAGCCGCCUGUCCAGCGGCAUCAGGAACUCGUUUCGCAGGAACGGACCACGGUCGAGCGCGCGCACGAGCCGAGCUCAGAGACUGCCGCAGGAGGCCCAGGUGGCCGUUGCCAUGGCAACGAUGACCCCGCAGGAGGAUACCCCGCACACUGCUGUCUCCUCGGUGGCGAGCUGUGACGUAGAGAUGCCGCAGACAACAACAGAGACUUCACCCACAUAAUGAAGGCCCGCAGAGACUUGAUCAGAGUCUGCCCACAGUCUACAGUCUGCUCCAGCUGACGUCCAACUUUUCUACUGUUUGUGUGUUCAGAUUGUUCAUAAUUGAUGAUGAUGGAGUGUUAGCGUGCCGAGUCUUUACAGUGUGUUUUAUUCAAAUGUAUAUUUUCCUAAUAAAUGUUUCGUUUCAAUCAG
Molecule: messenger RNA, 975 nt
Organism: Larimichthys crocea (large yellow croaker)
Lineage: Eukaryota; Metazoa; Chordata; Actinopteri; Sciaenidae
Product: transmembrane protein 238
Exons: 2
Coding region: 281-784 (167 amino acids)
Source: RefSeq, a predicted model, not a curated record